AAGGUGUGUAUCUACUGCCAAUGGCUGAAGGCAUAGAUACUUCUGAAGGUGUCUCCUCUGGUAUUGGUCAGUCUGAUGCUUCAGGGGAUAUUGGAGAAAAUGAAUCAGAAGAAGACAUUCAUGCCAGACACAAAAGAGAAAUGAAAGAAUUAAAAGGUAGGAUUCAAGCAUUAAAGAAAUCAGUAUCGAAAGGUGACAAGAAACGUAAGAAAGAGAUAACGACUGAGAUAGCUCAACUGGAGGCUGAGAUUCAAUCAAGACACGAAACAGAACUGACUCAACACACCUCCAGUGCUGCUGGUAGCAAUAGUAUAACUAAUGAUGGAAGCAAUGAAGAGAUGAGUGUGGCAAGUGUCAUCAGUUCAACUGGUGACAUGAAACUGAGGGAAGGAGAGGGAGAGGUUCAAAGGAAGUCAAAAUCACAGAAAAAGAAGGAGAGAAAACAGAGACAGGAGCAAGAGAGGGAGCGAAGGAUUGCUGAAGGAGAAGUUGAAGAGACUAACACGUCUCGUUAUCAAGAGAGACAGAAGCUCCUCUCAUUAUUAGAACCACAAGGACUUACAAUUAAAGAUAUACAGCCGGAUGGAAACUGUCUUUAUUCUGCUGUUAGUGACCAGCUGGAGUUGCUACAUGGUAAAAAGAUUAGUGUAGAAAGACUAAGAGAAGAAUGUGGUAGUCAUAUUGAAGCUAAUGCUGAUCUCUUCAUGUCAUUUAUAACUAAUCCUGACACUGGAGACGCCUGUACUCCAGAAUAUUUUCAUUCGUAUUGCACUGAAAUAAAGGAAACUGCUGCUUGGGGAGGAGAAGCAGAGUUAGUGGCUUUGUCUCAAAUUUAUAAACUGCCCAUUGUAAUAUACCAAUCUGAGGCUCCUGCACUGUUUAUUGGGGAUGGAGAUAAAUCAGAAAAAACAGAAUCUUUAAAAUUAUCGUAUCAUUCUCACGAGUUCAGCCUUGGAAAGCACUACAACUCUGUGAUACCAAAAACAUAAAAUUAAAAAUAUAAUAAUUAAUAUAAUUAUUGUUGUUCAUUUCUUUUUUUCAUUCGAUUAAUGUGUUUUUCUUUUAUUUAUUUUGAACACUAUAGAAUGUCAUUACAAUACAAA
This is a messenger RNA of Amphimedon queenslandica, 1103 nucleotides long. RefSeq names its product OTU domain-containing protein 6B-like. Gene Ontology annotation, biological process: protein deubiquitination. The transcript is spliced from 8 exons. The coding region runs from base 21 to 989 and encodes 322 amino acids. Gene Ontology annotation, molecular function: cysteine-type deubiquitinase activity. Lineage: Eukaryota; Metazoa; Porifera; Demospongiae; Haplosclerida; Niphatidae. The record is from RefSeq and is a predicted model, not a curated record.